UUUAAUUCGAAUCUGUGCUCAUUUAAAAUGAAGAUACUGUUUGCUUAAUUCUGCUUUUUGCAGAGUUGGGAAUUUUAUCGUGGGCCACAUGAUAAAAUUCUCAACAACUGAAAAAAGAGCUGAUUCCGGAGGAGGGCAGAGUUCAUUUGAAAAUGCCACUUGAGGUGGAAGACAAUUGGAUUUUACAAAAACAAUCAAAAUAAGUAGAAACAUUUAAAGAUAGCAUUUAAGUUACACAGACUGGUACCAUUCCCUUUCAGUGUAAUAUAAUUAAGGUUUUUCUUUUUGACUUUUCCUUUUUUUAUUUGGUUGAAUUCUGAGAGGACAGUUUAAAGAAAGUAAAUUAUAGUGUUCAGCAAUAUGAAUAAUGGUAUCCAGACUGUCAUAACAAAGGCUCAGGUCAGUGGCAAAGCAAGUGAGGUCUGCAUUACCAAUUUCACCAGUCCUGUGUAAGGAUCUGUAUAGAUGUUCCUUCAUUCUUAGAUGAUAGCAUAGCUUGUGCCUUAGCUUGAGUAUAUGUGCUUUCAGAAAACACCCAUGUUUUCCCUCUAUUAAAACUGAGAUUCAGUGAAACUAGCAGAUGGUUUCGCAAAACUUUCUGCAUUAUUUAAAAACAAACCAAACACCAACCAACCCAAACCCAAACAAACAAAACUCAAAAUAAAUAAAUAUCCCAAAAAACAAACAAAACAAAUGCAACAAAACAAACCACAUCUGCAGGUCAGUUGUUGACUACUGAGUAGCUUUUGCUGCAUCAAAGAGGGAAGAUACUUUGGGCAAUUUAUGUAGUGCUGUCCACAACACAUUACUUUUGUUCUAGUCCUUCCAGUACUGUUUUACACUUCAUGUACACAGUCCUGUAACAAUUUAUAAAUACCCCAAAAAUGACUGUAAGCCUCUGAUUUUUCCAUGUCUGGAAUCAGGGUUCCUUGGUGCUGCACACGUUGUAUCUGGCUUCUGCUUCAGAAGGGUUACGUGCUCGUCAAUAUUACAGGAAGUAGAUAUUUUUCUAGGAACGCUGAAUAGAAAAAAAAAACAAAACAAAAUAAAAAAAAAAACAAAACAAACAAAAAAAACAAGCCAAAGCCCUACAAGUCUAAUCACAGUAUUUAUUUAAUUUUAAUUGUGUAGAUAUUUUUUUUAUCAGUGCCAGAAAUGCCAUGACUUGCAAAGCAGUUUACAGUGACCUUUAGUUCUGCUGUUCUUGGUCAGUAGUAUGUUACAGUUGCACUUUUCCCCCUGUAUAAAUAGGAGAAGAUCUGGUGUGAAGUGCAUAAAACCCUGCUGAUAAUUUAUGAUUGACUCGCUGCUCGUUUUACACCUUCUCUGCUUUAAAAUCACACAUAGUAUUAAACAGCUAAGGAUGUAGUUUAAGUAAUGUUUGUUUUGCCUUAAUAGAUGCAAAAGAGCAGUGAUAAUUGCUGUGCACUGAUUGUUUUUUCAUAUGGGUUAAGCCCUGUAUAAACUAUGCCAAUAUAUUUCCACUCCAACUGUCAGAGGAAAAUAAACAGCCCUGCACUUUCUUUAGAUGCCUUGAUUUCCUGGAAUGGAGCAUAGUGCUACUGUGUGUCUGGCUGCAGAGCCUCCUCAGGAAGUCCCUCUUUUUCGCUCUCCUUUGUUUUUUUUGUCUUUUCCUUUUUCUAAUUUAUUUAUAAAUAUGAAUGUUUACAUAAAGUGUAGGUCUUAACCUUGACCACUCCAUUUAAAUUAUCAUCUAAAAUAUUUCACUUAAAAUGCAGUCUCAUGUUUAAAUUAUAUUCUACAGAACUCAUUUGUAGUAUUUUCAUAUGUAUUACAGUGACACACUUUUCAUUCUGUUUACAUAUUCCCAAGUUAAUUACACUUUCUCCUAGAUUAAUUUUGCAGCUACAACACAAUAUCUUCUAUGAUUGUUCAGUGAAAUGUUCCAAAUUGCCAAGUUUGUCAUCAUAAAGCCUGUUAGGGUAGAGUUUGGUGCCCCACUGGGGGUUUUUCUUUGUCUUGGAUAUUUUUUGCUACAUUUAAUGGAAAUUCUCCUGUAAGUUCUUGCUUCUCCGUCUUUACAUGGUCACUUCCUAAUCUGUGCCCUUUGCAAAGGCAGGUUCAAAAGGCUGUAAGUUGGGUCUGUAACAAAUAGGUGUUGUGUCACAGAGCCUGCACCAUUCUACAGGGUUCUCUUGUACAUACAUUCUGUGCAGCGUGAGAUGAGCGGUUCAUGACUUUCAGUUCACCAGUGUAGUCUGUUAGAUGAGCACCACCAUGACCUUAGUUUUCCUUUUGCUUUAUAUGAUUAGUAAUGUUUUAAUUACUCAUCUAGGUCAAAUAAUCAUCAAGUACAGUACCAGUGUGUGAAAUAACUUUGUGUAUAUCAACAGUAAUUUAUUGUACAGCAAAUUUUAAGACUUAGAGGCACAAGGCUUUGAGUCAGCGUAAAAGUAGUGCUAUAAAUAAACCAAAUUGUUUAAUGAUUUUGAGUUGAUUUUAUUUUGUAUCAUUUCGUGAAAACUCAUUGGGCUUUGUAGCUGGCAUUGAAGUUAACCUAGACACUUUCAUAUUGAAUUUAGUAACUGUUGAUGUUUAUUUGGAAUAAUGAGUUUGAAAAUCAGUACUUUUCUAAAUGAUUUUAGUGGCAGGACACAUCCUUUAUACUAUUUUUCUUUCUACUGUUGCUGAUUCUCCUGAGCAAAGGUGUCUUCCAGGGUUCAGCAUCUGUAGCUGAGCCACAUCUUUGAUUUUAAUACUGGUUAUUUGAAAUGUGAUUACAUACUGUACGGUUCGAAGUUUUUAUGACUGCUUUUCUAAUUACAGUGAUGUUUUCUUACUUCACAACAAAACCCAAAGCAGAUGAAAACAUCUCUCUGAACGCAGAAUCGACAUUACGUUUAUACAGGAAAAACGCAGCUCUCAGACGUGUCUUCAAUGUGAAAGAUCCAGCUUUUGUUGUUUUCAUUACUGCUAGAAUAAAAUUAUCUUUUGUAAUGUUUCACAAAGUCGGUAAAAGCAAUAAAAAUCUACUGGACUUUAUGUAGGCUGUGUCUGGUUUUGUUUUAGGUAGGUUAUGUGCUAGGUGGGUGCUGCGGGGAGCAGUACGGGAAGCGGCCCCUGCGAGUAGAGCUGCGGCUGUUCUCGUCCGUUCUUAUGGCAACGGCUGCCGCUAUCGCUAGGAUACGGCGUCGCUGUGGAACACGGCGGCAUGCGAUUGGCCGACGAGGCCAUCUCUUCGAAGAACACGGGCUGCGAUUGGCCCGCGGGGCGCGGUUUAGCUCCGGCGGUCGGAGCUGUGCCGCAGCCAGGCGAGGAGCAGGGCGAGCCGAGAAAUGAGUUCUUAGCCACGUGAUGGUAAUAGUGAUACACAAUGCCUGAUCAGGACAAAAAGCUGAAGACCACAUUAAAAGCAGCAGAGAAAAAACCUCAUGGGAUCUCUGUGAGGGAUUAUUCUGAUCUUAAAAGACUUCAGUCUCUCUUAAAUGUGCAGUUAAGGAACCAACAGCUUCCAGCUAUACAUUUCGAAAACGGUCGAACCAGUGUGACAAGAGCUUGGCAAAAUGUUAAAAUCAGUGAACAAAAACCCCAUGGUCAAUGGCAAGCAUCAACAGAAGCUGUUCAGCUUGAAAACUUUAGUGUGACCUACAAGAAUGAGAGGAAUUUUAGCAAACAUCCCAGCCAUAAGCUGUUUCAAGAGAUCUUUACAUCUUUGGUGAAGAACCGACUUACCUGCAGGGAAUGGGUUAAUCAAGCUUCGUCCGUCCAUUUUCUUAGAGUAUUAAUCUGUCUGAGAUUAUUAAUAAGGGAUCCAUGCUAUCAGGAAAUGCUCCACAGCUUGGGUGCUAUUGAAAAUCUAGCUCAGUAUAUGGAAACAGUAGCAAAUGGCUAUCUUGAUUACGGAGAAGAGCAGCAUAAUGUAGACAAGUUGGUCAACAUGACAUACAUUUUCCAAAAGCUUGCUGCUGUUAACAGUCAAAGAGAAUGGGUUAUAGCAAGCAGAGCACAUAAAACCUUGGUAAAUUUGUUAUCUGCCAGAGACAACAAUGUGCUUUUAGGUGCCCUCCUUGCUCUGACUAGUCUAGCAGAAAGUCCAGAAUGUAGGGAGAAGAUAAGUGAGCUCAGCAUUGUUGAGAAUUUGCUGGUGAUACUGCGUGAAUACGAUUUGCUUUCUAAAAGGCUUACAGCAGAGUUGUUACGUCUCCUCUGUGCAGAGUCACAGGUGAAAGAGCAAAUAAGAAUGUAUGAGGGAGUUCCAGUCUUGCUCAGUUUACUCCAUUCUGAUCAUAUCAAACUUCUAUGGAGUAUAGUUUGGAUUCUGGUACAGGUUUGUGAGGAUCCUGAGACUAGUGUGGAAAUCCGGAUUUGGGGUGGAAUCAAACAGCUCCUUCAUAUUUUACAGGGGGACAGAAAUCUUGUUUCUGAUUGCUCUUCAGUUGGAAGUCUAUCCAGUGCGAAUGCAGCACGGAGAAUACAAUAUUUUCAUUUGUCAAAUGAUUUGAGUCCUGAUGAGAUGCAAGAAAAUACUUUCUCCCUUCAAGCAGCCUGUUGUGCAGCAAUUACUGAGCUGGUGCUCAAUGAGACUAACUCUUACCAGGUUGUACAGGCAAAUGGAAUAUAUACAAUAGCAAAGCUGAUUUUGCCAAAGAAAGAAAGAAAUGCUGAAAACGCGAAUUUAUUACAGUGUUACGCUUUCAGAGCCCUGAGAUUUCUCUUCAGUAUGGAAAGAAAUCGGCAUAUCUUUAAAAGACUUUUCCCUACUGACUUGUUUGAAAUCUUCAUUGAUAUUGGACAUUAUGUGCGUGAUAUCAGUGCUUAUGAAGAGUUGGUAUCAAAGCUAAAUUUAUUAAAGGAAGAUGAAUUCAAGCAAAUUGCUGAAAGUAUUGAGAGCAUGAAUCAGAAUAAGGCACCUACAAAACAUAUAGGCAAUUAUGCAGUUUUAGAGCACCUUGGCUGUGGAGCUUUUGGAAGCGUAUAUAAGGUUAGAAAGUGUAAUGGACAAAAUCUCCUAGCAAUGAAGGAAGUCAAUUUACACAGUCCAGCAUUUGGAAAGGACAAAAAAACCAGAGACAGCAGUGUAAAGAACAUUGUCUCUGAAUUAACCAUCAUCAAAGAGCAGCUUUAUCAUCCAAAUGUUGUACGGUACUAUAGAACGUUCUUGGAAAAUGACAAGUUGUACAUAGUCAUGGAGCUCAUAGAGGGAGUGCCAUUGGGAGAGCAUUUUCACUCUUUGAAAGAAAAGCAACAACACUUUACAGAAGACAGAAUAUGGCGUAUAUUUAUCCAACUUUGUCUAGCUCUUCGUUAUUUGCAUAAAGAGAAAAGGAUUGUUCAUCGAGAUCUCACUCCAAACAAUGUCAUGCUGGGGGAUAAAGACAAAGUUACAAUUACUGACUUUGGUCUUGCAAAGCAAAAGCAAGAAAAUGGGAAACUUGCAUCUGUAGUGGGAACCAUUCUGUACUCAUGGAAUCUGUCCAAACCUGAAUUGCAUGAGGAUCUAAUCCAUUUUAUUGGACUACAUCAUUGUAAGCAAGUUCUGAAUGCUGCAGUUUAUUUGAUUCCAUUAAGUCCAAAGGCAUUCGAACAUGAAAUGAAUGGAAAAGACAAGUAAACAAAAUAUAAACCACUAGUAUUUGUGGGAACAACUGUGGUAGAAGUGGAAAAGCUAUUAAUGAUACUUCUA
Molecule: messenger RNA, 5644 nt
Organism: Pezoporus flaviventris
Lineage: Eukaryota; Metazoa; Chordata; Aves; Psittaciformes; Psittacidae
Gene: NEK10
Product: NIMA related kinase 10
Exons: 24
Coding region: 3335-5572 (745 amino acids)
Biological process (GO): protein phosphorylation
Molecular function (GO): protein kinase activity; ATP binding
Source: RefSeq, a predicted model, not a curated record